AUGUCCUUCCCCUCGCUCAAGCCUGCCCGUCCCCUCUCGCAUUCGGCCGCGUCCGCCACUGCCGCUACCCCCGCUGCUUCCUCGUCUACACCUACGCCAAAGAAGAAACUCACGAAGCUUAUCCCAACUGCGCCCAGCGGCGUGUCCUUCAUGUCGCCGUUAUACGCUGCGGCGUCGAACUCGAAGAAGAGCUCCUCGGAGCCCAACCAGUCUCCCUCUCCAGCCACGUUUCGUACGCCACCACCAAGGCGCGGGCGGAAUGUUAUCGACCUCACACUCGACAGCGACGAGGAGACUCCCGAGUCAUCCGGUGAAGACGGCACGCGAAGGACGUCGUGGAUAGUGAGCGGGGCGAGUGGCAUCUCCACAGCGACGAAGACGGACAGCCCGAAGGGAAAGAAAGCAAAGCACAAGAUCACGCCCACGCGACCGGCGCCGGCGCCGCCUUUUUCGGGGUCUAGCACGCCGCCCCGUGGCCCGCUCGCCAGCACUCCGGUGAGAUGCGCAGGCUACACGCGCGCCGGCACGCCCUGCAAGCGCUUAGUGCGUGCCCGUGCGCCUCUUCUUGCCACGCCUUUGGCGAACGACGGGGACGCGCCCCGCGCCGGCGCGGUGGGCCGGUACUGCCGCGACCAUGCGGGCAUGGUGUGCGCGGCAGACGGGUUCUAUUGGCGUGAUGCGCGCGGCAAGGCGGGUGUAUACAUCGACUUCAAGGACUACAUUCCGUCUGACCUGGGCCAGCAGACGCAGGCGCUGCUACGUGUGACGAUGGACUCGCCACUGACGGCCAAGGAGAUGCCCGGCUUUCUGUAUGCCUACGAGCUGCGCACGCGGAGCGGCGCGCAGACCGCAUACUUCAAAGUUGGGCGGAGCGAUAACGUCCCCCGCCGUAUGGGCCAAUGGUCCGCACAGUGCGGAUACAUCCCCACGCUGCGCGACGUGUUUCCACUCAAGGCUCGCGCGCCCACCGGCUCUGGCCUCGCGCGCGCGCCGUCAAUCAUGCACACCUUCAUCCCCGGCGCGACGAAGGCAGGCACCGACGCUGCGCGUAUGGUGCCAGCCGUCAAGCGCUGGGAGCGGCUCGUGCAUCUUGAGCUCGCGGAUCGCGCUGCGGCGUCGCGGCCUAAGGAGUACGAGGCGCUAAGCAAGCCGUGCUCGGACUGCGGCAUGGUCCACCAGGAGAUCUUCCCGCUCGAGGGCGACCCGCGGAUCUACGAGCGUCUGGUGGUCGACGUCAUCGAGCGGUGGGAGCGGUUUGUGCGCGUCAUUACCGAGACAUGA
Cutaneotrichosporon oleaginosum is the source of this 1281-nucleotide messenger RNA. RefSeq lists its product as uncharacterized. The record is from RefSeq and is a predicted model, not a curated record. NCBI's taxonomy places the organism in Eukaryota, Fungi, Basidiomycota, Tremellomycetes, Trichosporonales, Trichosporonaceae.